AUGCUAACAGGUGUGAAGAUGUCCGCUCCUCUCUCCGGGUUUGGACGCCGUCCCGCUCUCUGUCCGGUGGGUCUGUGUCCGCAGCUCCGGAGGGGUCCUCCGGUGAGGUGUCCGCCGGGGACUCGGUGGCUGUCACGCGCAGGAGCAGGAGGACACCUGAGACCGCUGGAGGGCGUCCGAGUGUUGGACCUGACCAGAGUUCUGGCGGGCCCCUUCGCCACCAUGAUACUGGGAGAUCUGGGAGCUGAGGUGAUCAAAGUGGAGCGACCAGGCGCAGGCGACGACACCAGAGCCUGGGGUCCUCCGUUUGUCGGAGCAGAGAGCGCCUAUUUCCUCAGCGUCAACCGAAACAAAAAGAGUAUUUCUGUGGACCUGAAGCAUCCCAGAGGAGCGAGCAUCAUUCAGCAGCUUGCAGGAGUGUGUGACGUGCUGGUAGAGAACUACCUGCCAGGGAAACUUCAUCAGAUGGGUUUAGGAUACGAGCAGCUGAGCAGAGUGAACCCUCGUCUCAUCUACUGCUCCAUAUCAGGUUACGGACAGACGGGUCCUCAGUCUCAGAGUCCGGGUUACGACUCCAUCGCCUCCGCCGUGUCGGGAAUGAUGCACAUCACGGGGCGAGGACGGAGAGACCCGGUGCGUCCAGGCGUCGCCAUGACGGACCUGGCGACGGGGCUGUACGCACACGGAGCCGUCAUGGCUGCCCUGCUGCUGCGACAGAAGACGGAGAGGGGAGUUCACAUCGACUGUAACCUGCUGUCCUCACAGGUUUCCUGUCUCAGCCACAUUGCUGCGAACUAUCUGAACGCGGGGAAGGAGGCGAGGCGCUGGGGGACGGCCCACGAGAGCAUCGUACCUUAUCAGGGCUUCAAAACCAAAGACGGACACAUCGUGGUCGCUGCAGGAAACGACAAACAGUUUGUUAAAGUCUGUCAGAUCCUGCAGCUGAUGGAGCUCGCAGACGAACCAAAGUACAAAACCAACAAGCUGAGAGUCCAAAACCGCACAGAGCUGCUGCUGACGCUGUCCCAGAGGUUCCUGCAGGAAAAGACAGCUGAUUGGCUGAGGAGGUUUGAGGGCUCAGGUGUUCCUGUUGGACCAAUCAACAGCAUCCAGGAAGUGUUCUCCGAUCCACAGGUCAGCUCCGUCCGUCCUCAGCUCCAUUCGUCCUCUGCUCUGUCCAUCCUCAGCUUUGUCCGUCCUCAGCUCCUGAGUGACUGA
Molecule: messenger RNA, 1218 nt
Organism: Plectropomus leopardus (leopard coralgrouper)
Lineage: Eukaryota; Metazoa; Chordata; Actinopteri; Perciformes; Serranidae
Source: RefSeq, a predicted model, not a curated record